CCGAAAGUUAUUGGGUCGAUGCAGUAGGCAGCGACACUACAUCGGAACGGAUAUCGGCUUUCAGGGAUCUUCCAAAUUUGGAGUACCAUCUCCCGUGAAUCGGAUAACUCAGCCCACAUCGCCCGUUGAACAAGCCUACUGGCUUAUCAGCCAAAUAUCUAGGUGGAAAGCAGACUGGUUAUGACUGUUCGCAUUUCCAGGUGAAAGCCCGUACUGAAAACAAAUAAUUUAUGUAACCAGUCUACUGAAUAUUAAGCACCGAUAGUAAACUGUGUUCAGGAAACUUCCUCUGGAGUUUAACUGUGCCCCGGAACUGCAGGACGGCAUAUUUCGAGAUAAGGAACUAAGCUGGGAUUGAAAAUUAAAAUUUAAGGAGCGAUUAUUACAGGUACAAAUCGCACAUCUAGUAGGUGUAGGUGCAACUUUAGAACCACCGCCAUCCAUUCAUUAAAGUAGAACGACCGCUGAUUGGUCAGUUAAAUUUACAUCGGUUGACACGCCCACUUAACCGUAAACAUGAGUGCAUUCGACGACGAGUUUUUGGACGAGGAGGAGGAAAUGGCGCUGAAGGAAAGAGAUUUAGCAGACGACGCUCAAUGGAAGAUUAUCCAAAAGAAUACAUUCACAAGAUGGGCGAAUGAGCAUUUAAAGACUGUCAACAAAACGAUCGCUGACUUGGAGAAUGAUUUUAGCGAUGGUUUGAGGCUGGUGGCACUCGUCGAAGUGUUGUCUGGAAAAAAAUUCAAGUCUGUAAACAAGCGACCAAAUUUUCGCACACAGAAGCUAGAAAAUGUCACAAUGGCGCUGGAAUUCCUGGAAAGAGACGAAGGAAUUAAAAUUGUCAAUAUCGAUUCUGGAGACAUCGUGGACAGCAAGCUGAAGCUGAUCCUGGGCCUGAUAUGGACCCUCAUUUUGCACUACUCCAUCUCCAUGCCAAUGUGGGAGGGGGAGGAGCCCCAGCCCCAGGAGGGUGGACCCACGCCCAAGCAGCGACUGCUGAACUGGAUCCAGGGCAAGGUGCCCGACCUGCCCAUCAAGAACUUCACCUCCGACUGGAACGACGGCAAGGCCAUCGGAGCCCUUGUUGAUGCUCUUGCUCCAGGUCUGUGCCCAGACUGGGAGGACUGGGACCCCAAGAAGGCCAAGCAGAAUGCCAAGGAGGCCAUGGAUGCUGCUGAGAAAUGGCUCGACGUGCCACAGCUGAUCAAGCCAGACGAGAUGACCAACCCCAAGGUGGAUGACCUCAGUAUGAUGACCUACUUAUCCCAGUUCCCCCAGGCCAAGCUCAAGCCUGGAGCUCCACUCCGACCCAAGCUCAACCCCAACAGGGUGCGCGCCUGGGGGCCGGGUCUCGAGCCCAAGGGUAACACCGUGGGAGCACCUGCAAAGUUCACAGUGGAAACUUUCAGCGCAGGAAAGGGCAGCUUGGAGAUCAUGGUUCUGGACCCGAAAGGAAAGCAAGCAACUUGCGAAAGCGUGUUCAACAAUGACCGUACGAUGACAUACUCCUGCCAGUACGUGCCCACAAUGGAGGGCGAAUAUCGUGUCAUCAUCAAGUGGAGUGAGAAGGAGAUUGCUAAGUCCCCGUUCAAGGUUCUUGUAGAGGGAGCAGCAGGCGAUGCUAGCAAGGUCACGGCUGCAGGACCCGGUCUUGAGAAAACUGGGGUCACAGUGAAUAAGAAGACAUACUUUGAGGUGUUUACAAAGGAAACUGAAUCAUUCACAAUCGAUGCAGGUCGGGGCACAGUUGAGGUCACCAUCCUGGACCCCUCAGGUCACCGCGACAAGGUCAAGCCUACCAUUGCGCCAGUCAACAAGGAUGGCGUGUAUCUCGUAGAAUACACUGCCACUGAGGUUGGUCUCCACUCGAUCACCAUAACCUUCAGUGGUGUAGCAAUCCAGCAGAGCCCAUACGGGGUGAAUGUUGGCCCAGCAAUGAAUGCUAAGGCUGUGUAUGCCACCGGGCGGGGCAUUCAGCCCAAGGGUGUCCGCGUGAAGCAAAACGCUGAGUUCAAAGUGCACACGAAAGAUGCUGGAGUUGCAGAGGUCAAAGUUCAGAUCAUUGGACCAGGUGGUGCCAACGUCACCUGCAAGUGUGUCCCAUCAAAGACAGAGGAAGGCGUGUAUGAGUGCGUGUACGUCCCUCCCAAGGUGGGCCAGUACGUUAUAAACAUCACGUUCGGUGGCCAGAACAUCACCAAGAGCCCCUUUAGGGUGGACGUAGGACCAGAGAAGUUCUCAAAGGUGGUGGCCUAUGGGCCGGGUCUGGAGGGGGGCGUGGUCAACCAGCCGGCAUGCUUCACUGUGGAAACCAACGGCGAGGUUGGAGCUCUAGGGUUCUCAAUUGAGGGCCCAUCACAGGCUAAGAUUGACUGCAAAGACAACGGUGAUGGUUCGGCAGACGUCACUUACUGGCCAACCAUGCCAGGCGAGUACGCAGUUCACAUCCUGUGCAAUGAGGAAGACAUCCCACAGGCUCCAUACAUGGCCCAGAUUCAACCAGCCACCAGUGCCUUUGACGCAUCCAAGGUGAUUGCUAAGGGCCCUGGCCUGGAGAAGGACGGAGUGACCGUGGGUCAGCCUGCGGAGUUCACAGUGGAUGCCAAGAAGGCCGGCAAGGCUCCUCUCAACAUCACGUGCAUCGACGCCACCUACAAGCCUGUAGAGGUUAGCGUGAAAGACAACAAGGACGGGACGUUCUCGUGCGUCUACCACCCCAAGAACCCUGUACGACACACCAUCAUCAUCACCUGGGGAACUGUGGGCAUUCCCAAGAGUCCAUUCAGGGUGAACGUGAGUCAGCCUUGCAAGCCUGGCAAUGUGAAGGUUUACGGACCUGGUGUGGAGAAGGGAGUGAAGACCUUUGUCAAGACACACUUCACGGUGGACUGCAGGAGCGCUGGACCCGGUGAUGUUGCCAUUGCCUUGGUUGAUGAGCGUGGGAAAGACGUCCCAUGUAGCACCAUUGACAACAAGGAUGGAACGUUCACUAUCGAGUACGAGCCCAAGACGCCCGGCACAUAUACCAUUCAGGUCUACUUUGCCACAAAGGAAGUGCCUAAGUCUCCCAUCAACGUCACCGUUGAAUCCAGCAUUGACCUUAGCAAGGUCACCGUGAAGGGCCUUGAGACUGCCAUUCUUCUCGGGGAGACGCGAAAGAUAAGCAUUAUAACCACCCAGGAGCGUAAAAAGGACCUGCUAUGUGUUGUUACUGUGACAACACCAAAGAAGAAAACCGUUGAAUUGAAAGUUGACAAAGUUUCGGAUGGAUACACCUGCGAUUUUAAACCCACUGAUGAGGGCCCUCACCAGGUCACAGUGGUUUAUGAUAAGAAACCUGCUCCUGGAUCGCCGUUCGACGUGGACGUUGUCGGAAAGUUGGGACCUCAAGUCCUGGUCAAGGGACUUGAUGAGCCCAUUGAAGUUGGAGAAAUGAGACCUAUUGAAAUUAUCACGUCUUCUAUGCCAAAGAAGGAUGCCCCUUGCAAGGCAACCUGCACCUCCCCAAAAGGAAAAACUGUAGAAUUGCCGCUUAAAAAAGGUCCCGAGGGCUACACUACAUCUCUUACACCUACGGAGAAAGGUCCACAUACAGUUACAAUUGAGUUUGACAAAAAACCUGUUCCGAAAUCUCCGUUCACGGUUGAAGUGUUCCCCAAAGGUGCUAAGCCCACAUCAAAGAAGGAUGAUGAACCUAAAGGAGAAAUUACCGUAAUGGGACUUGAUACUCCUAUUCAGACAGGGGAAAAGAGAACUAUCACCGUCAUUACCCAUAAAAUGGCCAAGAAAGAUGCACCAUGUGCCAUUACUAUUCUAAAUCCAAAAGGUAAAAGUACCAACCUGAAACCCACCCCCUCAAAGGAAGGUUAUGAGGCUGUGUUUUCACCAUGGGAUACCGGAGUUCACAAGGUCAAGGUUGAAUAUGAUGGAUCAGAGGUCCCGGGGUCGCCUUUUGAUGUGCAAGUGUUUAAGAUUAACCUGGCUGCCAUUGUUGUCAAGGGCCUGGAUAAACCCAUUCCUCUGGGUGAAACAAGGAAGAUCAGCAUCAUUACGAAGGAGUGUGGCAAGGCUGACCUCCCUUGUCAAGUCACGGUGACCAGCCCUCAAGGCAAAACCACAGACCUCCCAACCAAGCCAAACCCCGACGGCUACGAGUGCGAUUUCACGCCUGAACAGCCAGGAGAAUACAAGGUCAAGGUUGAAUAUGCAACCAAGGAGGUGCCAAAGUCGCCUUUCACAGUUUCCGUCGAAGUGUCUGAAAAAGUGCCAUCAAAGUUGGCUAAACCAGCUGAGCAGACACCAUCCAAGAUAGAGCCCUCAAAGGCAGCUCCCUCCCAGGCGGCCCCUGGGUCAGGACCUGUGACAGUGAGGGGACUAGAGACCCCUGUGAGUCCUGGGGAGAAAAGGCCAGUCACCGUGGAUACCACAAAGGCUCCAAAGAAGGACGCACCAGUGAAGCUGUCAAUGACAAAUCCCAAGGGCCGUACGGUCGAACUGAAGACAAAGCCCAUCCCUGAGGGAUUUGAGACGACCUUUGCAUCCUGGGAUAAGGGACCUCACUCGGUGAAAGUGGAAUAUGACGGAAAGGAGAUCCCAGAAUCCCCUUUCACUGUCAUGGUUGAAAAAAUUGAUGUCUCAAAAGUGGUAGUCAAGGGGCUUGAGAAGCCUAUUCCAUUGGGAGAAUCAAGAAAGGUGACAGUGUUGACCCAUGAGACUGGAACAGCAGAUGCACCGUGUGGCGUUGUGGCAACCUCACCAAAAGGUGUUACACAAGAUAUACCUGUUUCCAAAAUACCCGAGGGAUAUGAGUUGACCUUUACCCCGAAGGAGGGUGGUGAUCACAAGGUCAAAAUCACAUAUGCUGGACAGGAGGUGCCAGACUCACCAUUCAGUGUCAAGGUGGAAACACUGGAUGUGUCUGGAGUAGUUGUGAAAGGCUUGGAAAAAUCAAUCAUGGUUGGUGAAACGAGAAAGAUUUCGAUUAUAACAACCAAAGUUGGCAAAAAGGAUCUUCCUUGCAAAGUUUACUUCACCAAUCCCAGAGGCGUGGUCACUGAACUCUUCACAACCACAACCGCAGAGGGUCACGAGACCUUCUUUACCCCAACUGACCUCGGCACUCACAAAGUCAAGGUUGAGGUCGCAGGUCAAGAGGUGCCAGGGUCAGAGUUCACUGUCAAUGUGACCAAGUUUGAACAGAGAGUGGACAUCGAAGGACUUGACAUGCCGAUGACUAUGGGAGAAAAGCGAAUAAUUAGAGCUUUGGUAACUGCACCAGCCAAGCCAAACAAAUUUGCUCCUGAACCGACCUGCAAGAUCACAGUAACCAAUCCAAAGGGCCGAAACUUUGAACCCAAAGUGGACAAAAUACCGACAGGUUUUGAGACGUUUUUCACGUCCAAUGAAGCCGGUCCCCAUGUUUUCAAGAUUGAGUAUAAUGGCAAGGAGGUUCCUGAUUCCCCAAUAACCUGUGAGGUGGAGAAAUUAGAGACCAGAAAGGUUGAGGUCAAGGGGCUUGAUACACCUAUUGAAGUUGGGGAAGUCAGACCCAUUGAAAUCGACACAACACAGGCUGGCAAGACUGAUGCCCCGUGUCAGGUGACAGCUAUCGGACCCAAGGGAGAUAAGAAGGAUCUUCCCACCAAGAAAGUCCCCAAAGGCUAUGAAACAACAUACGCUCCUUUGGAAGUGGGACCACACCAGGUCAAGGUUGAAUACGGCAACAAGGAGGUGCCCAAGUCACCAUUUUCUGUGGAUGUUCAGCCUAAGUCUAAGGAUAAACCUAAACUGGCACCCAUUGAAGUCAAGGGUCUGGAAACACCUGUCACUGUUGGUGAAAAGCGUCCCAUAACAGUGACCUCACCUAACCCGGACACCCCCAAAAUCACAACGACAAAUCCAAAAGGCAAACCAAGUGACCUACCAACCAAGAAAGUCAAGGAUGGGUUUGAGGCCUUGUUUGCUCCGCUGGAAGAGGGACCAUACAAGAUCCGGGUUGAACAGCCGGCGGGCAAGGAUGUGCCAGGCUCCCCGUUCAGUGUGGAGGUCACACCGAAAACUGAUGUUACCAAAGUGGAAGUCAAGGGCUUGGAAACACCCAUUAGGCCCGGGGAGAAGCGACAGAUCUUCAUCAUUACCAAGGGAACCAAAACCCCCAGUGCCCCCUGCGGUGUGCAGGUCACCAGUCCCAAGGGCAAACCCACCGACCUUCCCACAAAGAAAACGAGCGAAGGAUAUGAGGCCAUUUUUGCUCCUCUGGAGACUGGCCCGCAUGUUGUCCGGGUGAAUUUCGAUAACAAGGAAGUCCCGCAGUCACCCUUCAAGGUCGAUGUUGUGGCCCCUGCAGAUGUGGCCAAGGUCGAAAUCAGGGGUCUGGAGAAACCUAUUGAAGUGGAUGAAACAAGGCCCAUUACAAUUGUUACCAAGGCAACAGGCAAUGAGGAUGCCCCAUGUAAAACCACAGCAACCACGCCAGACGGGAAAACAAUGUUCUUACCCACAAAGAAAGUACCUGGAGGAUAUGAAAGCACUUUUAGUCCCAAACAGACGGGUCCACACAAGAUACAAGUGGAAGUUGAUGGAAAAGAAGUGCCAAAAUCGCCAGUCACUGUAAACGUGGAAGAUAAAUUAGAUAUCAAAAAGUUACUGGUGAAAGGGCUGGAGAAGCCAAUCAAGCUUGGAGAAACAAGGCCUAUCACCAUAGUAACAAAGCCAACAGGAAAGCCCGAUCUUCCUUGUCAAGUCUUUGCCAAAGGUCCUACAACUCCUUAUAAAGAACUCCCUCUUAAAAAGGUCCCAGACGGUUAUGAAUGUGUGUACACCCCUCAGGAAGGCGGUGACAACUAUGUUAAAGUUGAAUUUGCGGGUAAAGAGGUCCCUAAAUCUCCAUACCACGUUCAGGUGGAGAGCCCUGUCGAUGUAACUAAAGUUGAAAUCAAGGGUCUUGAGACUCCAAUUGAAGUUGGCGAGAACCGACCAAUAACAAUUGACACCUCAUCCACUGGAAAACCGGAUGCACCUUGUAAAGUGUCUGUCACUAACCCCAAGGGUAAAACCAUUGAACUUCCAACAAAAACAAAGCCUGAAGGCUAUGAAACUGUGUUUGCACCUCUGGAACCUGGACCACAUAAGGUCAACGUUGAGUUUGCGGGACAGCCUGUCCCUGAUUCUCCUUUCAAGGUCGACGUUAAACCCGCAGUGGAGGUCGGCUCUGUUCAAGUUGUGGGAUUAGAGACCCCGAUUGAAGUGGGAGAGAUACGCCCAGUACAGAUAAACACUUCCAAGACUGGAAAGCCUGACGCCCCCUGCCGUGUCACCGCCACUAACCCGCAGGGGCAGACGGCUGAACUCCCAACACAGCAGACCCCAGAGGGUUACCAGACAGUGUUUGCCCCGCUUGAGGAAGGCCCACAUAAAGUGAAUGUUGUCUUUGCUGACAAGGAGAUCCCGAAGUCGCCGUUCAAUGUCAAGGUCGAGCCAAGAGUUGACGUCGGUGCUGUGCAAGUGUUGGGACUGGAAGAGCCAAUCAAGGUCGGUGAACCACGCCCUAUCACUAUUAUGACCUCCACCACCGGCAAACCUGACGCACCUUGCAAGGUCAAGGUCACCAACCCUAGGGGUCAAACAAUUGAAUUGCCCACCAAGAAGAUCCCCGAGGGUUACACUGCUACCCUUGCCCCACAGGAAGUUGGACCUCACCGUGUCAACGUUGAUUUCAACGGAAAGGAAGUUCCCAAGUCGCCAUUCAAUGUUAUGGCUGAACCUGCCAUUGAUUUUAGCAAGGUCAAGGUCACUGGACUUGAAUCUCCUGUUGAGGUAGGAGAAAUCCGUCCAAUCACCAUAGAUACAGCAGAGACUGGUGUUGUGGACGCCCCAUGCCAGGUGAUCUCCACCAACCCUGCGGGUCAGGUCAGGGAACUCCCAGUGAAACCAACUGGAAGGGGAUACCAGGCACAGUUUGCUCCGUUGGAAGAUGGGCCGCACAUGGUGGCCGUCAAGUAUGCCGGAAAAGAGGUGCCAAAGUCGCCUUUCUCAGUGAAAGCCAUCCCACAGGGGCCGCCAGCUUCAAAGGUGAAGGUUUAUGGACCAGGUCUGGACAGCGGAAAGGCCACAGAGCCAGCAAAAUUCACCAUUGAUACAAGAGAGGUUACUCAGCCUGGAGGAAUCGGCGUCACCGUCGAAGGACCUGCAGAGAGCAAGAUAGAAUGCGUUGACAACCAGGAUGGAACUUGCGACGUCACUUACUAUCCUGAGGUUCCAGGGGAAUACAGCAUCAAUGUCACAUACGCAGAUGAGCAUGUACCAAAGUCGCCAUUCAAAGCGAAGAUUACCCCAAGUGGUAAAAUUGACCUUAGCCGUGUCAGGGUCUAUGGACCAGGAUUGGAACGCGAUGUCUUUUUGGAGUCUCCGACUGGUUUCACUGUUGAUGCAAAGUCUGUGACGCCAGUUGGCGAGGGCAAGGUGCGUGCGAUAGUAACCAGUCCGUCUGGUCAGCGUACUGAGAGUCUUGUGAAGAACAACAAAGACGGAACAUAUGAUGUUCUCUACACUCCGUAUGAACAGGGCCCGAAUACCAUCGAUGUAACAUAUGAGAACUGCCCGAUUCCCCAGAGCCCGAUCAAGGUCAGCGCAACCCCUGGUUGCGAUGCCAGCAGGGUCAAGGCAUACGGUGAUGGCCUUACGGGAGGAUAUACAGAUGUCAAGCAGGUCUUUACUGUUGACGUCAGGGGAGCCGGUCAAGGUGGCCUGGCCCUGGCCAUUGAUGGCCCCGCGGAGACCCAGAUCAACUGCAAAGACAAUCGCGAUGGCACCUGCGAGGUUGAGUACAUCCCCAUCAAGAAGGGAGACUAUGACAUCACAGUCAAGUUUGCUGAUCAGCACAUCAGAGGUUCCCCAUUCAAUGUGCCCAUCGCUCCGACUGUGAAUGCUUCCAAGGUCAGGUGCUACGGCCCAGGGCUCGACUCAAGGGAGGUCACCGCUGGCAAGCCGGCAACGUUCAUCGUUGACACCACGGAGACUGGCGAGGCUCCUCUUGAUGUGACGUUCACUGACUCUACUGGUACACGCCAGCCAGCUGACAUUAUUCCAGUGGCCGAGGGCAAGUUUGAAUGCACAUACUACCCAGUGGAUGAGGGCAAAUGCACUGUGGAUGUCAAAUAUAACAACCAGGCAGUGCCAAACAGCCCAUUCAAGGUAGUCGCUCAGCCAGGCUCCCCUGCAGACAAGGUUCGAGUCUCGGGAGACGGUAUCAAGCCCACGGUACUGGCCAGUAUGCCAGUACAGUUUGUCAUCGACACCCGCGACGCUGGGGUACCUGCUGACGUUGAUGUUGUCAUUCAGAGGCCAGAUGGCACCUUUAUUCGUCCGAUGAUCCAAGACAAUGGCGACGGAACAUUCACGGUCCAGUACACGCCAGAGGACUGUGGCCCAUACAUCAUCAGCAUCACGUACGGAGGUGAACCAGUGAGGGGGGUACCAUUCAAGACCACCGCCAUUCCCACGGGAGAUGCAUCCAAGUGCAAGAUCACUGACGGUCUGCAACAGACAAUACCAGUUGCCAAGGAGACAGUCAUCACUGUUGACGCGUCACAGGCUGGAACAGGCAAGGUGACCUGCCGUAUCCGCAGCCCGACAGGCGCUGAGAUCGACAUCGAUAUCAUCGAGAACACCGACGGCACCUUCAGCAUCAACUUCACCCCCGCUUUCCAGGGUGACUACAGCAUCAGCAUAAAGUUUGGUGGCCAGAGCAUCCCGAUGGGAGACUACAUCAUUCAGGCGCUUGAUGAUGCCCAGUGGCAAGACAGGGGGAUGCCUGAGGUUGGUGACGACCUGAUCACACAAGACCACAUUGACAGCGUACACUCAGCCGCCCCAGGAGCAGGCCUCUAUCAGCCACAGGAGUUCCGUAUCCCAGUUGGACCCAUCUUCAACUUUGUCACUGCUUAUGUGAUCAUGCCGUCUGGAAAGAAGGCCUACCCAAAGAUCGAGGACAACAAAGAUGGCACGGUUACAGUUAGAUACCAGCCCCAGGAGACUGGACUGCAUGAGCUGCACUUGUGCUACAACCAGCAGGAAAUACCAGGCAGCCCCUUCCAGUUCCAUGUGGAUGCAGUCAACAGUGGUUUUGUGACCGCCUAUGGUCCAGGCUUGAGCCAUGGUGUGGUCAAUGUACCGUGUGAGUUCACCAUCGUUACCAAGGAUGCAGGAGCAGGUGGCCUUGCGCUGGCUAUUGAGGGUCCCUCCAAGACCGAGAUCAAGUGUAAGGACAAUGAGGACGGGACUUGCACAGUCACCUACCUGCCAACCGCCCCCGGCGAGUACAACAUCACUGUCAAGUUUGCAGACAAGAACAUCUCUGGCUCACCUUUUGUCGCUAAAGUCACAGCUGGAGAGCCUAAGCAGAGGGCCCAGAUUGGUCGCAGCAGUGAGGUCUCUCUGAAGGUGACAGAGACGGACAUUGCCAACCUGACUGCUUCCAUCAGGUCUCCAUCUGGCCACGAGGAACCAUGCAUGCUCAAACGCCUCCCGAAUGGACAUCUUGGAAUCUCAUUCACGCCACGUGAGGUUGGGGAGCACCUUGUGAAUGUCUACCGCAAUGGACAGCACAUCGCCAACAGCCCAUUCAAGAUCACCGUGGGAGAGACGGAGCUGGGCAAUGCUGACAAGGUCAAGGUCUACGGCAAGGGAUUAGAGGAGGGCAUGGCACACGAGAUCAACGAGUUUAUUGUUGACACCAGGGAGGCAGGUUACGGAGGUUUGAGCCUGUCCAUCGAGGGCCCCAGCAAGGCUGACAUUGAGUGCCAUGACAACGAGGACGGUACCUGCAGGGUCACAUACAAACCCACCGAGCCGGGAACCUACAUCAUCAACAUCAAGUUUGCCGAUGAACACGUCAACAAGAGUCCAUUCAAGGUGAAGAUAGGAGGCGAGCCAUCAGAGCGUAUCACUGAGCGAAUCAUGCGUCACCGUGAGGCUGUGGAUAUAACCCACGUGGGCAGCGAGUGUGAACUCAGCCUCAAGAUUCCAGUUGCAUUCCUGACUGGGUAUAAAUCAGCCCAGCCUGAACCAGGCACAAGCCCGUUUGACAUGACGGCGUCAGUUACAAGCCCGUCAGGUGUGACAGAGCUGUGUGACGUGGUGAGCCUGGAUGACAGCCACUACAGCAUCAAGUUCGUGCCCAAGGAGAUGGGUGUGCACACUGUGAGCGUCAAGCACAAGGACAUGCACAUCCCCGGCAGCCCCUUCCAGUUCACCGUGGGGCCCAUUGCGGGUGGAGGCGCUCACAAGGUGCACGCUGCAGGGCUGGGUCUAAUACGUGGAGAGGUUGAUAUGCCGAAUGAGUUCAACAUCUACACACGUGAGGCUGGAGCUGGUGGUCUGUCCAUUGCCGUGGAGGGACCUUCGAAAGCAGAGGUGGACUUUGAGGACAGAAAAGACGGGUCUUGUGGCGUCACGUACAGCGUCAGUGAACCAGGCGAGUAUCUGAUAUCAGUCAAGUUCAAUGAUGAACACAUCCCAGAGUCUCCGUUCCGCAUACCAAUCACCCCAAGCAUCGGGGACGCAAGGAAAAUCUCCGUCAGCGCUCUCCAGCACAAGGGACUGACAAUUGGCAAGCCCUGCUCGUUUGUGGUGAACUUCAACGGCGCCCCUCGCGGCCGUCUGCAGGCCCGUGUGGUGUGCCCCUCGGGAGCAGAGGACGAUGCUCUGGUUCAGGAAAUUGAUGAAGGCGAGUAUGCAGUUCGCUUCAUCCCCCGUGAGAACGGCCCCCACCUUGUGUAUGUGUCGUUUGAUGGGUGUCAGAUCCCUGACAGCCCCUUCAGGAUCCAGGUGGGAACCGUGCACGCUGAUCCCGGCAUGGUGCAGGCUUAUGGAGACGGACUCAAGACUGGAAAAACUGAUCAGACAGCCAAGUUCAUUGUGAACACAGUGAAUGCUGGCUCAGGAGCGUUGUCUGUGACAGUGGAAGGCCCCUCGAAGGUGAAGCUGGAGUGCCGCGAGGUGGAAGAUGGCUAUGAGUUCUCCUACACACCCACCGCCCCUGGAGACUACCUUAUCUCCAUCAAGUACGCUGGAACAAACAUUGCCGGCAGUCCAUUCAAGGCUCGAAUUGAAGGUAAAGGUAAACCAAGUGGAUUCCAAGAGCAGGCUUCAGUUGUCGUGGAAACUGUUACCAAGACAAGCUCAAUGAGCAAGUUUGCCUCGUUUGCUCCAUUUGUGUCUGAUGCCUCAAAGGUUACGGUGGAGGGCAAUGCCUUGAAACGAGGCUACAGGAACAAGCAGUGCGUGUUCAGCGUGGACACAUCUAAUGCUGGCAACAACAUGCUGUUCAUCGGUAUGAUUGGACCUAAGGGCCCCUGUGAGGAACUCUGCGUGAAGCACUACCCCGGCCAGCCCUACAAGAUCAACUACCUGGUCAAGGAAAGGGGCGACUACAUGCUUGCAAUCAAGUGGGGAGAGGAGCACAUCCCUGGCUCGCCUUUCUACGUGAAAGUGGAAUAAAUAAUUGAACAUAAUCAAAACUCAAAACUAUGAUUUUUUUCCCAUAAUAUUGUUGUUCAUAUCUUGUUUCUGGGUUAUAUUUGUUAUAUUUGUAGUGUGAGAAAGGGAUAUUUGGAUACUUUUUAUAGACUGAUAGACACAAUCAUUUAGUUGAUUGGAGAGCUAAAAAUGUAUGUGGAGAGGAUAAUACAAUGAUGUGCAUUAAAUGAUUGUGUACUUUUUAUAAUUGGUGCUUCCCCCAUGAACCUACUUUGUAUGCCCAUGAGGAUUCAUGAAGAUUAUAUAAUUUUUCAAAUGCUUUUAUUCUGUUGGAAAAGUGUUUGUAGUUACUGUUGCACUAUGCAAUGAGAACUAUUGGUAAUUUUUUUAGGUUUGUUUUUAGGAAAUAUGUAAGUUAGUUUUUGCGUAGGAAUUAUACAUUAACAUGAUAUAAAUAUAUUCCAUAUGGGGCGUUUAAUGCUGCUGCGUGGUUGAAUCUCUUAUUUGUUUAUAUGAUGUGAUUUAUGUUUAGAAAACUUAUUUCACUUUGUGCUUUUUAUAUCGGCCAGUGCAAUGUAAAGGACACUUGUUAGGUCAUUUAAUAAAUUUACAACAAAAAUGUUCACUAUUACAUUAUUUGCUAUACUUAAUGCCGAUGUCGUGCGUAUAUAUCUUUAUGAACAUUAUGUGUUUUGUUUUUUUGUAUUUGAAUUGUUUUGUAUUUUGUUUUGUUAUGUAUUUAACAUUUUUGCUAUUACAUUUCAUAUGUUUUUUUAGGUAUUCAUUGUAAGGCUGUAUAAUAUUGCUCAUGACGUCAUAAAUUAUGCAGAAUUUCACAGGAACAAAUCCUAAGGUCAAGGUUGCUGAAAAAAAUACUGAAGAAUGUUAUGAUAAAUAAUAGAAAUUAAGUGUGUUUUAAAAAUGCAAAUAACACAUUGCAUAUAGAUGAUGGUUAAACGAAUGAACCAUAAACACAUAGCUUUUAUACAGCUGGGUUGACCUUGACCUAGGGUCUGUAGCUUCUUUAUUCAUGUAUUUGUAUAUAAAUAUUAAGGACUGUUCUAAUAUUUUUGUUUGAAAUGUUUGCAACUUGUUACCCUUCCAGCUUAUACUAGGUGAAUGUAUUUGUAACGGCAACUCCCCAAGAUGUGUCCACUUGUUCAUAUCAUUAUUAGAUAUUUCACGUUCCCUAAAUUUCUGAUACUCAGAAUAUCGUUUUUAUGAAUAGAAUAGGGUAGGCGUUUUUUGCUAAAUAUUUGCUGCAUUCAGUAAAUAUUCUUCUUAACUAGCAGUGCGGGACUUGAUGUUGUGUUUGGACUUUGGACUGACAAUAAAAACCUGGCACAAAUUUGAGACUAAGUGUCGAACAGAGCUAUCUGUAUUCAAUAUAAAUGCUAGUGUAAGAAUAUUUACUCAUGUAUUCAGCCAAGAAGCUUAUUUAGAGCAAUUUAUAUGUUACAUUUGUCAAUAAAAAGUGUAAAGUUA
This is a messenger RNA of Dreissena polymorpha, 13962 nucleotides long. RefSeq names its product filamin-A-like. Gene Ontology annotation, molecular function: actin filament binding. Bases 517 to 12498 code for a protein of 3993 amino acids. NCBI's taxonomy places the organism in Eukaryota, Metazoa, Mollusca, Bivalvia, Myida, Dreissenidae. The record is from RefSeq and is a predicted model, not a curated record. Gene Ontology annotation, biological process: actin cytoskeleton organization. The transcript is spliced from 57 exons.